UAUGCAAUAAAUAGAUUAGAGAUUGAGCUAGGCAUUUCCUCCAAACUCUUAAAGUAACACUAGUUACAUUGCUGAAAUACAUAGUGUAUUAGCAAAUGUUAAGAUAGAUGACAUAGGAUUUAAAGAUAUUAAAUUUAGAACUAUUCAAACUAAGAGAGAUAUUGCUUAACUUAAAUUAUUGCAAUAAGAAUGGUUCCCUAUUAAUUACAGUGAACAAUUUUAUUUAGCUAUUUUGAAUGGGUUUACUUCCUCUCUUAUAGCAGAAAUAGAAAUUAAAUUCCCAACAGGAAGAAAGGAAAAAUACAUUAUUGGAGCAAUGAUUUAUUAAUCACGUCAGAGUAAAUCAAAAUAUCAAUAGACUCAGACAUGGAAAUAAUGGUUUUGUUCAUUGUUUUAAACGAAAAAUGCUCUAUACAUAAUGACAAUAGGAGUUAUCAAUGAGUUUAGGGGAAGAGGAAUUGCAGAAUAUAUGAUUGAAUAGUUAAAAAAGAGAGUAUUAGAGUCCAAUAAGACACUUUCUUAUAUCUAUCUGGACAUGGUUGUUUAUAAUGAGGUUGCAGCUAGAUUUUAUUAAAAGAAUGGGUUCAAUAGAGUUAGAAUUAAGAAAAACCAUUAUGAAAUAGAAAAUUAAUAAUUCGAUGCAUAUGUAUAUGUCUGGUUACCUAAUUGA
Molecule: messenger RNA, 670 nt
Organism: Paramecium pentaurelia
Lineage: Eukaryota; Ciliophora; Oligohymenophorea; Peniculida; Parameciidae
Source: the annotation of a GenBank genome assembly